This is a messenger RNA of Drosophila eugracilis, 2417 nucleotides long. Its product is annotated as nose resistant to fluoxetine protein 6. Gene Ontology annotation, molecular function: acyltransferase activity, transferring groups other than amino-acyl groups. The record is from RefSeq and is a predicted model, not a curated record. The transcript is spliced from 4 exons. NCBI's taxonomy places the organism in Eukaryota, Metazoa, Arthropoda, Insecta, Diptera, Drosophilidae. The coding region runs from base 258 to 2249 and encodes 663 amino acids.
CUGUGUACCGGGUAAACCUCAGUCGAGAAGUCCAACGCCUUGGCAUUCGGUGCUAACUGCAAAACAAGCUCAGGUUUAGUACAGAUAUGACCAUAAAACUAUUGCUCGGAUCUUGAAGUGCCGUCACGGAUCAUUUGGGCCCUAAUAAGUAGGGGUUUAUGUGGGUCGUCUAGACUUUGCUUCAUCCCAGGCACAGAACUAGUUGUGCAUCGUCCGUCGUGGAGUACUGAUGUACGAUCUGCCCACUGAUCCCCAUCAUGCUCAUCGUUUUGUUCCUCAUCCAAAUAAUCGCCGUGCUCGGCGGUAAUGGGCAAAAAUGUGAAUCGAAAUCCCUGCUCAUGGAUAUAAUAGAGAUGGUACCCCAACAUCAAAACUCCACACUGUCCAUGUGUGAGGAGCAGCUGGUGGUAUUGGGAAAAGCCUGGCAGGAUAAGCAGUCCUGGGCACUGAAGGCUUUGGAUGCCUCCGGCGCGGGUUUCUCCAACUUUAUGUUUGGCCAGAGCACCUGGCUGGGCAAUCGUUUCACCUGCCGUGCCGUUCAUGAGUCAAUCCUCCAGGACGCGACCGUCAAUAAUGCCCAUAUAUUGCAAGAUGUGUCGCCCAUUGAGUACCACUACAUGGUGGCCUACAUUGAGUCUAAUUCGCAGUGGCAACUACAGUUCACCUUCAAGGAGAGUCCCCUAAUCCACAUUGGACUCUGUUUGCCCAGGAAUUGUGAAGUCGCAGAGGUGGAACAACUUAUCCAAAGAUCCUUGGUGGCUGGGCAGUCGUUUAGGUGCUGGGAUAUGGAUGCCAAACUGGUCUAUGCCAAAAUACCGGAGCUAAAGCCCCAUUUCUUCGAAAGUGGAGCAUUGCAUCUGCUUCUAGUCGUGGCAUGUGGAACACUCUUGAUGACAAUCGUGUCCUGGAGUGGCGUGCUCGAGCACUGCCGCAUAGUGGCUUGCUUUAAUUUGCCCAGCAACUGGGAGCAGGCAUGGAAACCUGUGAAUCCCAGCCAGGAGAAUAGGUCCAUCAACGGACUAAGGGUGGUAACAGCCUUCUCUUUGGUUGGCGUCCAUGUGAUCUGGUACAAGUACUUCUCGGUGGAUCCCUCGGGCGAGCUGCUCGACAAGUUGGUGUCGAUGACCAUGCGGAAUACGUAUUGGCCUAGCAUGGUGGAGAUCUUCUUUUUGGUCAGUGGCUACUUGACGGUCUUGAACUUCCUGAAGGACGAAAAAUUACAACAGGAGAUAGCCAACGAUGGAUUCUGGGGUAACGGUCGUCGUUACCUUAAGCAGCUUAUCCGUCGCUAUUGCCGGCUAGGUCCGCUGCAAUUCGUCAUCAUACUGGGUGGUGUGGUGAUGAUAGAGUACCAGCGCCAGGUGUCCGCCCUGCACAUCACUGAUCCGCAGGACGAGCUGUGCCGGCGCAAUUUCAUACGAAAUUUUUUGUUCAUUCAAAAUCUUUUUCCGAUUAAGGAAAUGUGCGGAUCGUGGACGUGGUCACUGGGCUGCGACAUGCAGCUCCAUAUGCUGGCCAUGACCUUGCUUUUCGUUCACACGAAACACCCAAAGCUGGUCAGAUGGUUAACCUAUCUGCUGUUGAUCGUCAGCGCCCUAAUGUCGGUUAUCUUGAUGGAGAUCAACGAUGUGGGUUCUAAUUUCGAGGAGAUAUAUCACACCAACAAGUGGUCCUAUAUGAGUCCGUUCCUCCGGAUGAUGGCCUAUAUAAUUGGUGGUUGUUAUGCCUAUACCUUAUCCAAGGGAUUACCAACACCCGUUGAAUUGAUCUUGCCAAAUCUCUGGUCAAAAUUCGGAGCCGCUGUCUUGAUUGUAUGGCUGUCAAAACAGGUUACUAUGGAACAGUUGCCGGCGAGCAGUGUCAUAACUAUCUUCAUGGUUCUUCUGCGCGUGAUAAUAGCCGCACUGGCCAGUCACCUCAUCAUAUGCGGAACUAAGGCAGAAACCACUGAUUCCUAUACGCCCACCCGCUGGCUAUUGGCUAUUCUGCACUCGGAGCAAGUGCAGCGGAUAAGCCGGUUUACCUACUCCAUCUACCUGUUGAAUCCCAUUAUCAUCAUGGGCCUCUAUCACUCCUUCAGCGCAGAAGUAAACGCAGACACCACGAUGAUAAUCCUUAUGACAAUAUCCUUCUCGAUGCUCUGUUACGUAGUGGGAAUUGUAGCCACUGUCUUCUUCGAGAUUCCCUACAAUCGGCUGACCACUCUGCUGAUCAACUCUAGAUCCGCAAAAAAGAAGAAGAACCUUUAGAUGGCCAGGAUUAAGAUGAUGAGCCUUUUAAGCAGGAUGUUUUUGACUAUUUUUUACGUUUAGUUGGUUAAACCAGAAGUUGGCUAAUUUCAGUGGAGAAACCAUCAAUUGGUGUACUUUAAAGGAAUAUUUCGUUUAUUUAUCGAAUACAUUGAAAUGCAUACACGA